GGCCCGCCUGGAUGAUCAGCUGUUUGUUGUUUUCAUUUUUGAUUUAUUUACGUGCGUGCGUGCAGGAAGAGUGUUUUUAUUUGGAAAGUAGAUAAUAAUAUAAUAUUACGACGUCUGUUAUCUUAUACGCGCUCGUCUGUCGUUUGGAUUUUCGAUUAUUCGAUCUGUUCUUGAAUAAAAACAUUUUAUUAAUAUUGUUCUUGUCCUGUUAUAUUGUUUUUACGGAAAACCAACUGACGAUUGACGCUGCCAACUGGAUUACCGUUGAUCUCUUGGAACACCAACCAUCACUAGAGUUUUUCAAAUAACCACCCGCUGGUACGGUUACGAUGAUUCCAGAUGAUUCCAGAUGAUGAGUCCAUGAUGGCAUUUCCAUACGUUAAAGUGAUAUUUGAAAUUGGUCAUGAGGCGUCUGUUAGAAACAAACGAACACCAGAAGGGUUCACUCAUGACUGGGAAUUGUUUGUUCGUGGUGCUGACAAUACAGAUAUACAUUUCUUUAUCGACAAGGUUGUGUUCCAUUUACAUGACACAUUUCCAAAUCCAAAAAGAGUGGUUAAGGAACCACCAUAUGUCGUGAAAGAAUCAGGAUAUGCUGGUUUUCCGUUACCUAUUGACAUAUAUGUAAAAAAUAAAGAUGAACCAAGAAAAAUUAGAUUUAAUUAUGAAUUGGUACUUCAAGAACGUGGAUUACCGCCUAUGUCUAAAGUGACUAGAGAAACCUAUGUAUUUAGCCCUUCAGAAGAUUUCAGGCGAAAGCUUAUCAGAGGCGGAGGAACUAGUGUCUUAUCUCAUGAUGGAACUGAAGCAAAAAACUCCAAUACAAGUUCUGCCAUAUCAAAACAAAAAUCAAUUACAAAUACUAAUAGAUUGCCAUCACCUCCACCAAAAAAAAAUAAAAAAGAAGAUAUAAAACUAAAUAAUACAUUUGCCACACUUUUUGGGUCUCCAAUACAACCUUCUAAGUUACCACUGACUACAUCAAAAUCAACAUCACAAAAACUAACUUCCUCAGACAAAUCACAAGUUAAAAUUAAAAGUAGUCCACACCAUAAGGAGGAUAAAAAAGAUAAAGAUAAAGAAAGAGAUAAAGAGAAAAAAAAGUUGAAAGAAUUAUCAAUAGAUAAGGUGAAAAAAGAGAAAGAUAAAAAAGAAAAAUCUAAAGAAAGUUCUGAAAAAUCAAAAUCUCUCAAACAAAGUAGUUCUAAAACCGAAAAAAAAGAAUCUACUCACCACGAAAAAAUUAAAGAAAAGUCAAAUGACACUAAAUUAGAAAAGAAAGAAUUUAAGGAUAAAAGUAAACGAGAAGAUAAAGUAAAGGAGAAAAAUAAAGAUAAGUCUCAUAAAGAUGAAAAGUCAUAUCAUGAAACCAAAAUUAUUAAACAAGAUAUAAAAACUGAAUUUAAUGAUCAAGAAAAAAAGAAACAUAAAAGUUCGCCAGAAUCAAUUAAAAUUAAGUCUGAUAAAAAAAUAGAAAAAUCUGAAAAGUCAUCUAAACCUCAUAAAAGUCAUAAAGAGCAUAAGAAAAGAGAUAAGAGAGAUAAAGAAGAAAAAUUAAUCAAAAAAGAAGAAAAAUCUAGUUUUGUUGAACAAGAACCUUCUUACAAACACCUUGAUAUACCUCAAAAUACUACUUUAAUAGAAGAAUUCCCAAAAGUUAAGGAAGAAAUCGUAGAGUCUUUGCCGCCGCCAAAAGCUAAUUCUUCAAGAGUUCAUGAACCUGAACUUGAGUCUGAAGAAGAAUUCCUCUCCGAGGAUAGUGAACCACCUUAUCAACCACCAGAACCACCAAAACUUAAAGAACCAGAACCACCCAAAAAGAAACUUUCUCCUGACAAUAAUUUUAUAAAAAAGAAAAAACGGAAAAAGAAAGAACGUGAUGCAGAAGAAACAAAACCAAAAACCAGCCGACUGGAGAUUUCAGAACAUGUACAAGAAACGUGUUCAGACAUUUCGAGAUCGCCAUCACCGUCACACAGUAACAACAAAUUUACUGAUGAAUAUAUUAACUCAUUAAAACAUCUUCAACACAAAAUAAUGAUGUUAGAAGAUGAAGAUCUUCAAAGGGUAGUCACUGUAAUCGCCGAAACUGGUCAUUAUGAAAUAACUACAAAAACGUUUGAUUUUGACCUCUGUGCUUUAAAUGAAACCACUGUGAAAAAAUUACAAGAACUUAUAACUUAGUUUAUUUAAUCUAUAAUAUAUUUAUAUAUUUAUAAUUACAAUAUUUACAUAUAAUGUGAACUUUUAUUUAUUUGAUUAAAACUGAUACAUAAGUAGUAGCAGAACUCAAUAAAUAAAUAUAUUAUAUUACCUUUUUUUGAUAUGAUUAAAUUGCAUUUUGCACAAGUCUAUAUGACUGUAAUGAAACGGUAUAAUAAAUGAUAAUACUAUUGUAAAUAACAAUAAUUAUGAUGUAAUUUGCGAUAAAAAAUAUAUUGUCCAAUAUUUCCCUGUUAUGGACUUAUUUUUGAAUUAUGUGAAUUUUAAUAUACAUUUUUUUUUAGUAGUUGAAUAUUUCUCUUAAAUUACAUGAAAUUUUAUUGUACAGAAAACAGUUUAAAAACUUUAUUUUUAACUACACUUUUUUUUUUUUUUUUGAGGGGGGUUCAAAACUGCCAAAGAACUCCAAAUGGUUGUUUAGAAUUACUGUAUGUAUCAUAACUCUUUAAAUUUUGUAUUAAAGUAUUUUACAUUGAUGACUAAUCAUUUGUAAGUAAUUAAUUUACUUUAUAAGUUAUUGAUUUUAUUUAUUUAUUUUUUUUUUUUUUUGCCUAAUUUUAGAAACAAGUAUUGUUUGAUGUUUUUGUUGCCUUUAAAUUAUAAAUUAUUUUAAAAAUCAUAA
This is a messenger RNA of Rhopalosiphum maidis (corn leaf aphid), 2845 nucleotides long. RefSeq names its product protein AF-9 (gene ear). Gene Ontology annotation, cellular component: super elongation complex. The transcript has 4 exons. The record is from RefSeq and is a predicted model, not a curated record. Gene Ontology annotation, biological process: regulation of DNA-templated transcription. Bases 340 to 2184 code for a protein of 614 amino acids. NCBI's taxonomy places the organism in Eukaryota, Metazoa, Arthropoda, Insecta, Hemiptera, Aphididae.